AUGGCCGAUUUGGAGAAUUUGCUUUUGGAGGCUGCAGGGAGAACCGGUACAUCUGGGAGAAAUCGCCAUUCUCUUCCAUCUUCAAGGAGACGGCAUGAUGGUGCUUAUUCAGAUGGUGGGAGUGAUUCUAGGGAUGAUGAUUCAGAUGACGAGCUCAAUUAUGCAAGCAGAAAGCCCUCUGGAUCACAAGUUCCUCUGAAGAAAAGGUUAGAUCCGUCAGAAAGAGAUGAUGAUUUAGGCAGUCAGGAAGAAGCAGACGAUGAUGAUGGUCGUAGUGAUCAUGAUGGCGAUAGCAGUGAUGAAUCAAAUAUUGGUGACGAUCUCUACAAGGAUGAGGAUGACAGGCGAAAGCUUUCUGAGAUGACUGAACUUCAAAGAGAAAUGAUUUUAUCAGAUAGGGCUACAAAGAAGGACGAUAAAAAUUUAUUGGGUAAAAUAGCAUCCAAGCGUGAGAAAGGAAAGGUGCCUGUGCCCAGAAAACAGUCUCCACCUAUGUCAUCAUCACGAAUGCGUGCAUCAGCCAGAUCUGCUGACAGGUCAGCCAAGAAUGAUGCACUAAAUGAAUUGCGUGCAAAGCGAUUAAAACAGCAAGAUCCAGAAGCUCACCGCAGACUGAGAGAGGCAUCAAGAAAUGCAGGGCCCCGGCAUUUUUCUCCACCCAAGCGCAAACCAUUCACAUCAGCAAGUCUUAGUAGUUCAAGUCAUAGUGAGAGUGAAAGUAGGUCCCACAGUGAUGAUGAAGGUUCAACUGGGGAUGGAGGAAUUGUUGACAGUGAUGAUGAAAGGGCAUUAGCUGGGUCUGAGGGUCCUUCAUUUCAGGAUAUAAAGGAAAUAACUAUCCGCAGAUCAAAACUUGCCAAAUGGUUUAUGGAGCCUUUCUUUGAGGAGUUAAUAGUUGGGUGCUUUGUAAGAGUAGGAAUUGGUAGAUCAAAAACUGGACCUAUCUACCGGCUAUGCAUGGUGAAAAAUGUUGAUGCUUCAGAACCUGAUCGUCAGUAUAAUUUGGAAAAUAAAACUACAUACAAGUAUUUGAAUGUUGUUUGGGGAAAUGAAAGUUCUGCUGCUAGAUGGCAAAUGGCUAUGGUUAGUGACUCUGCACCACUUGAAGAGGAGUUCAAACAGUGGGUUAAGGAAGUAGAUCGCAGUGGUGGCCGAAUGCCCACUAAACAAGAUGUGUUAGAAAAAAAGCAAGCUAUACAAAAAGCCAUCACAUUUGUAUACUCAGCAGCUACUGUGAAGCAGAUGUUACAAGAAAAAAAGUCUGCCUCAACAAGGCCACUAAAUGUUGCUGCUGAGAAGGAUCGGCUGAGGAGGGAGUUGGAAAUAGCCCAAAGUAAGCAUGAUGAGGCAGAAGUGGAGAGGAUCAAGAGAAGAUUGCAAGAAUUAGAGGCAUCCAGACAAGCAAAGCAGAAAGAUGCCAAGGCAUUGAAACUGGCUGAGAUGAAUAGGAAAAACAGGUUCGAGAACUUCAAGAAUGCAUCUGAAUUGAAGCCAGUGAAUACAGGUUUGAAAGCUGGGGAAGCAGGUUAUGAUCCAUUUUCAAGGAGAUGGACUAGAUCAAGGAAUUAUUAUGCUGCAAAACCUGGUGAAAAGGCUGCGGCUGGAAAUAAUAGUGUUAAUGGCAUAGUGGCUGGAGCUGGCAGCAAUGGAACAGGGGCACCAGUUACAGCAGAGGCUGGCAUGGUGGCUACUGCUGCUGCCUUAGAAGCUGCUGCUGGCGCUGGUAAGUUAGUGGAUACUAGUGCUCCUGUGGAUCAAGGGACAGAGUCAAAUAUACUGCACAAUUUUGAGCUGCCAAUAUCGUUAGCAUUACUUCAAAAGUUUGGUGGGGCCCAAGGAGCUCAGGCUGGAUUUAUGGCAAGAAAACAAAGGAUAGAAGCAACAGUUGGGUUUAGAGUGUUGGAAAAUGAUGGCAGGAGGCAUGCCUUGACUCUGACAGUCAGUGAUUACAAAAGAAGAAGAGGGCUUCUUUGA
Molecule: messenger RNA, 1974 nt
Organism: Sphenostylis stenocarpa
Lineage: Eukaryota; Viridiplantae; Streptophyta; Magnoliopsida; Fabales; Fabaceae
Source: the annotation of a GenBank genome assembly